This is a messenger RNA of Centruroides sculpturatus (bark scorpion), 2989 nucleotides long. It is a transcript of the gene Smurf, whose product is annotated as E3 ubiquitin-protein ligase SMURF2-like. Bases 246 to 2327 code for a protein of 693 amino acids. Gene Ontology annotation, biological process: ubiquitin-dependent protein catabolic process; negative regulation of BMP signaling pathway. The transcript has 17 exons. Gene Ontology annotation, molecular function: ubiquitin protein ligase activity; protein binding. The record is from RefSeq and is a predicted model, not a curated record. Lineage: Eukaryota; Metazoa; Arthropoda; Arachnida; Scorpiones; Buthidae.
UUCUUUGUGCAAAGAAUUUAGCAAAAAAAGAUUUUUUUCGAUUGCCUGAUCCGUUCUGUAAAAUUAAUGUAAAUGGAUCUGGUCAGUGCCAUUCAACUGAAACAUGCAAAAAUACUCUUGAUCCUAGAUGGAAUCAACAUUAUGAUCUUUAUAUUGGAAAUAAUGAUAUCAUCACAGUUAGUGUAUGGAAUCAUAAAAAAAUUCAUAAAAAACAAGGAGCUGGUUUUUUAGGUUGUAUUCGAAUAAUGUCAAAUGAUAUUCAGAGACUUAAAAAUACAGGCUAUCAUAGAUUAACUCUGUCACACAGAAGUCCAGAUGAUCCAGAACCGGUUCGAGGACAACUUAUUGUUAGCCUUAUGUCCAGAGAUGGAAGUGCUUCAUCUAAUCAUAAUGUUACUUCUGAUCAAUUAGGAAAUAUUUCUUGUCCAGAUGAUCUACCAGAUGGCCUCCUCUACCAAUCAAGUAUAUUCCAAGUGUAUUCAGGAUGGGAAGAAAGAAGAACUGCUUCAGGAAGAAUUUAUUAUGUUAAUCAUAUCACUAGAUCAACUCAAUGGGAGAAACCAACAAGGCCUGCUAAUGAAGUUGCCUCAGCAAAUGGAUAUAUUAAUAAUUCUGAGAGAUUGCAAGUUCAGCAAAAUAAUAAUAGCAAUCAAAAUACAGAUAGUAUUCAGACUGGUAGUCAUUCUUCAUCAAGAAGGCGGUCUACGCGACAUAGAAAUUAUCUUUCUAGGAAUCAUUUGCAUCAAGCUGUAGAACUUCCUGAGGGAUAUGAAAUAAGGACAACUCAGCAAGGUCAAGUAUAUUUCUACCAUAUAGCAACGGGUGUUAGUACAUGGCAUGAUCCCAGAGUACCAAGAGAUUUAACAGGAAUUAAUGUAGAUGACUUAGGACCUUUACCAGCAGGCUGGGAAAUGAGACAUACUGCUAGUGGAAGAGUUUAUUUUGUAGAUCAUAAUAAUAGAACUACACAAUUUACAGAUCCUCGUCUUUCAAAUAGUCUUGUUCUCCAAAAUAUUCUCAAUACUAGAAGAUUCAGUGGUUCCCAAACUUCAAGUAAUAAUCCUGCUGGACAAGUUAGUUCCAGUAAUCACAACUGCGUCAGUAAUAGUGGAAUAGUAUUGCAAUCACUUUCAAAUACAACAAUAGAAAAUGGUGAGAAUACUAUAACGAGACAUAGGAGAGAUAUAGUACAGAAAUUAGCAUCUUUGAGACAAGAACUUCAUUCUCUUCAACAACAGUCUGGUCAUUGUAGAUUAGAAGUAUCAAGAGAAGAUAUAUUUGAGGAAUCUUACAGGCUUAUAAUGAAGAUGAGGCCUAAAGAUUUGAGGAAAAGGCUUAUGGUAAAAUUUCGAGGUGAAGAAGGUCUUGAUUAUGGUGGCGUAGCAAGAGAAUGGCUGUAUUUGCUGUCACAUGAAAUGCUUAAUCCUUACUAUGGUUUAUUUCAAUAUACAAGAGAUGAUAUAUACACUUUACAAAUUAAUCCAGAUUCUUCAGUUAAUCCUGAACAUUUGUCUUACUUUCAUUUUGUUGGAAGAGUAAUAGGAAUUGCUGUAUUUCAUGGACAUUACAUUGAUGGAGGCUUUACACUUCCAUUUUAUAAAAUGUUGUUAAAUAAACCUAUUACCUUGGAUGAUAUAGAAGCUGUUGAUCCUGAAUUACAUAGAAGUUUGCAGUGGAUGCUUGAAAACGAUAUUACUUCAGUAUUUGAUACUAAUUUCUCAGUUGAACAUGAUGCAUUUGGUCAGUUACAAGUGCAUGAAUUAAAGCCAAAUGGAAGAGAGAUUCCUGUGACAGAAGAAAAUAAAAGAGAAUAUGUUAGAUUGUAUGUAAACUACAGAUUUAUGAGAGGUAUUGAACAGCAAUUUCUUGCCUUACAAAAAGGAUUUAAUGAGUUGAUUCCACAACAUCUUCUUAAAGCUUUUGAUGAAAAGGAACUAGAACUUGUAAUUGGUGGUCUGGGAAAGAUUGAUUUAGAAGAUUGGAAACUGCAUACACGGUUAAAGCAUUGUACUCCUGACACCAAUAUAGUGAAAUGGUUUUGGCAGUGUGUGGAUUCUUAUAAUGAAGAAAGACGAGCUAGAUUACUUCAGUUUGUAACUGGUAGUUCACGUGUACCUCUACAAGGAUUUAAAGCAUUACAAGGUUCAACUGGUGCUGCUGGACCUCGCUUAUUUACAAUCCAUUUGGUAGACGCUAGUACUGACAAUUUACCUAAAGCCCAUACUUGUUUUAAUCGAAUUGAUAUCCCAGCUUAUGAAUCAUUUGAAAAACUAUUUGAGAAGCUUACUCAAGCCAUUGAAGAAACGUGUGGUUUUGCUGUGGAAUGACAAAUUGAACAAAUUUGUAAAAAUGAAAUGGAAUUUGGAGGCCAGAACAUUGCCUUAAUGUUAUUGUUUUUCUCAGAUUGAUUAUAACAUCAUGCACUUCUUGGUAAUUUAUUUCAUUGUAUAAUGAAAUAUAAGGAAAAUUUUAAUAGAUUUAAAAAGUGCAUCUGAGAAAACAAUAAAAAAAAUCAGUAUAUAUCAAAUAACAGUUGCUACAGACUCUUAAGAUUUGCUCAAAAGAGUAGUUUUAAAACAGUGAUAUAUAUCUUUGAGAAGGUAAGUAAAAUUAUUUUAUAUUAUCCAACAUGUUUUAUAUUAAUGGACAUUCCAAAGAAAGUAUUGGGAGAUAGUCAACACUCCAGUACCAAAAGUGAGAAAAGGAAAUCUUUUGGUAGCUGCAGUUUAUAUUUCUGUGCUAAAUGACUGUAGAUCUAUAAAUUUUAUUUUAUUUUUCUGAUGAUGAAAAAAUUUAUUUGAUUGUACUAUGCAAAACUCUGUUGUUGAAAUAAUGCAUUUUUUUUAAUGUAUUGCUGAAACUUUAAAGAAUUCAAUUGUACAUUAAUGCAAACAUUUUAAAAAUGUUUAUUUAUCACUGAAGUGUUUAAUAAUAAUAAUAAUAAUUAUGAUGAUGAUGAUGAUAAUAAUAAUAAUUAAACUUUAUAUAU